AUGGGGUCGGCGGCAGACAGGUCACCUCAUGAUAAGUCGAUAUUCCUGUGUUUCAAAGUUUGUCCACUAUAUUGUUCGAAGCGACGACGACGUGACGUGGAUUUACCUCCUUUAGCCUACGGUGAAGACUGGUUUCCCACUCCCGAGUAUUGGGUAGAAGACUUCCAUCACCAUCUUUAUAUACCAUAUCACCACCACACCCAUUGGGUAUACACGCAUAAGCCGACCAUCACACCAAUGCCAACUACUCCAAAGCCGACUACAACUAUGCCACCUACAACAACUGCGGAACCAACUUUUAUUUGUGUUGUUUGUGAAAAUAAAUGUGGAUUCCCACCCAAGUCAAGACGAUAG
Messenger RNA from Arctia plantaginis, 354 nucleotides. The record is from the annotation of a GenBank genome assembly. Lineage: Eukaryota; Metazoa; Arthropoda; Insecta; Lepidoptera; Erebidae.